AUGUCCCACUUACAAUACUACUCCUAUCCAGGUUUCGGCGACUCAGCCAAAACCAACUUCCGCUACAACCAAGCAGUUCGUGUCGGCGAUCGAAUCGAAUGCUCCGGCCAAGGCGGCUGGGACCCCAAAACCGGCGUAAUCCAUCGCGAAAUCAACGCCCAGAUCGACCAGGCAUUCGCAAACGUCGACCUGGCCUUAAAGACAGCCGGCGGAAAAGGGUGGGAGCAGGUCUACCGUGUCAACUCGUACCAUCUGCCGCUGAAUAACGAGGCGUUGGAUGCUAUGAAGCGGAAUUUCGAAAAGUGGAUGCCCGGGCAUUGUCCGCUUUAUACGUGCGUGGGGGUGACGAGGUUGGGGGAGGAUGAUACGAGGGUUGAGAUUGAGGUUGUUGCUCAUGUUCCUGAUUCGUAG
Messenger RNA from Aspergillus wentii DTO 134E9, 411 nucleotides. Its product is annotated as RidA family protein. The transcript is spliced from 2 exons. Lineage: Eukaryota; Fungi; Ascomycota; Eurotiomycetes; Eurotiales; Aspergillaceae. Bases 1 to 411 code for a protein of 136 amino acids. Gene Ontology annotation, molecular function: deaminase activity. The record is from RefSeq and is a predicted model, not a curated record. Gene Ontology annotation, cellular component: cytosol.